AAAGAAGAAAAAUAAGGAGCGAAUUUUCGUUGCAGGACUGGAGGACAUCAGGAAGAGAAUGCAAGCUGCGGUACGGAAACGUCAAAGCAAUGCACCCCGGUCGUCAACAAACCCCAGCCAACCAGGGUCCAAGCCAGAGGGGUCAUCAAUGAAGAGUCCACAGUUCCACUUUGACCUGUGGUUCUAUCUCACAGUGCAAAACUGGGUACUGGACUUUGGAAGGCCCAUUGUAAUGAUCCUUCUCCCUCUGGAGUGGUUCCCCCUGAACAAGCCCAGUGCUGGAGACUACUUUCAAAUGGCCUACAAUGUCAUCACGCCAUUCCUACUGCUCAAGCUGAUUGAGCGGAGUCCCAGGGCCCUGCCUCGCUCCGCCGUGUACCUGAGCAUCAUCACCUUUGUGAUGGGCGCCAGCAUCCACCUGGUGGGCGACUCCAUCAACCAUCGUCUGCUGAUGAGUGGCUACCAGCUCCACCUGUCUGUCAGAGAGAACCCCAUCAUCAAAGACCUCACUGCUACACUGAUUGAUUCGUUUGAGCUUCUUUAUUUUUAUGAUGAACAACUGGGACAUUUGAUGUGGUAUAUUCCUUUCUUCAUCAUCCUCUUCCUCUACUUCACUGGCUGCUUUACUCACGUCAAAGAGGAGAAGACAAUGCCCCUGUCUGGUUGGCUGCUACUCGGACCCAGUGCCCUCUACUAUUGGUACUUGGUCACAGAGGGUCAGAUCUUCCAACUCUUCCUCCUCACCUUCCUAGCUAUGGUAGCCACGGUGAUCCACCAGCGGCAUAAGGGCUCUGUCCCAGACGCCAAUGGCCUCUUUCUGUUUGUCAGCUUCUCUGUCACCAUGUGCCUGGUGGCCGUGUGGGUGGCCUGGCUGUGGAGCGACCCGGUGCUGCGUAAGAAAUACCCCGGUCACCUGUACGUCCCCGAGCCCUGGUCCUACUACACAUUACACGUUAAGGACAGCCACUGAUAGGAGUGACAACAGAAUUGACAGGUCUGAAACUUUCCUGCUCCAGAUAAAUGGUCUAUCUGCUCCGCUCCCGAAUGUCAGAAUGACAUCAUCAGCAAGCGCCACAUGGAGUGUGGAUCGAGCACAGUGUUGUGCUGCAUUCUGGGACAGGCCCCUCUUUUCUACAGUUGCACCCCACCACUYCCCCAACCCCGUCCACAUGACAAUGACCAUCUUACAGUAUGCAMUGUUAYAGUAUUCAUUUAAAAUAAGCCAAACUUUGAAAUGGACUCAAAGAAAGGUCAGUGUUGGAUGUACUUGAACAUCAUUGUAUUGAUUCAAGUAAGUUGUCUGAACAUUUCAAUAUCAGAUAUUUUUWGUAAUAAAUGUUUCUUACUCCA
Molecule: messenger RNA, 1350 nt
Organism: Salvelinus sp. IW2-2015
Lineage: Eukaryota; Metazoa; Chordata; Actinopteri; Salmoniformes; Salmonidae
Product: ceroid-lipofuscinosis neuronal protein 6 homolog
Biological process (GO): lysosome organization
Cellular component (GO): endoplasmic reticulum; membrane
Source: RefSeq, a predicted model, not a curated record